UCCUGCAGCAUUGAUCAAUCACUGCGAGGAACAGGAACACGACUCAGACAAUUCAAAUCUUCGAGACAAACCUUUUUUGCUUUUGCUGGAUUAUAUACCUAUCUAGACAUUAUCGCCACAGCGAUUACCAAUAUCGCAAUUUAUAGACCGCAUCGAAGCUAUUGCAUUCAUCCUCGGCGAUCUCGCACCGAAGGUUAACUCCAUCCGUACAACAUCUUACUCGAAAUCCUCCACAGACAUUUAUAUGCAUUAUUGGCAAAGGUAGCACGCACCACAGGCUCUCUCGACGCCUAGAAUGUCCUCUUCCCGCAAUGCCUCCAUCCCACACGCUCCCACGACCCCGAGCGGAUUGCGCGAAUCCCACACGAUAGCAGGCUCACCAGAAGACACCCGAAUCGCAGAAGCAGACACGGCGCCUAGCAGUUCCGAGCCUUCUCCCACUUCUAGACCUACGCAUACCCAUCACGAUGACGAGCCAGACGACUUGAUGGUGGAUGGAGAGCCGGAGAGUAUAGGGAGCAAAGUCGCGAAUGAGACGACGGCUUUGCUGAGGAAGCCGUUUGAGUUUGUGACGGGACACCCGCAUGCGGGACCGUGUAAUCAUGGGACGUUUAGUCCCGGGAUCGAGAGUAGAGCGGACAGUAUACGGAGUGGGCACAGUGGGAACAGCUUUGGCGGGGCGAGACCUGGCUCCGGAGAAAGCAGUAGAGGCAUAUUUGGGAGUUUGAUGGAGAAUAUGAGGAUGAAGAAUGGCGGGGAGAACGGGAAGAAGAAGCAGAGUACUACGAGCUAUUUGGCAGAGCGGCAUGGAAUAAAAAAUACCAGGACUAUGUAUCUUCCCUAUUAUAUCCCGUUGUUUGCCUGGAUGCGACAGUACAAAUGGGUAUAUCUGAAAGGAGAUCUGGUUGCUGCUAUUACUAUGGCUUCAUUAUACCUCCCUAUGGGAUUGUCCCUCGCCGAAAACCUCUCACACGUUCCGCCCAUCAAUGGUCUCUACUCUUUUGUAUUCAAUCCUCUUAUUUACGCCAUACUUGGAAGCUGUCCGCAGAUGGUAGUUGGUCCCGAAGCAGCUGGGAGUCUGCUUGUUGGAAAUGUCGUCAGAUCAAGCAUCGAUGCUGGUAGAACACCAGAAUGGGAGGAUGAAAUGCAUGCUAGGGUAGCAGGUGUUGUUACUGGUAUGGCUGGUGCCACUAUCUUUAUCGCAGGUAUCUGUCGACUAGGAUUUCUGGAUAGUGUGUUUAGUCGGCCAUUCUUGAGAGGAUUCAUCUCUGCUGUUGGCUUUGUUAUUUUUGUGGAUCAACUUAUUCCUGAGCUGGGACUCGUGGAACUGGCUUCAGAAGUCGGUGUCAGUCACGGCAGUAGUGUCGACAAGAUUGAGUUCCUGUUCAAAAAUGCGCACAAAGGCUCCGGCAUCACUGCUGCUGUUGCAGGAGUGAGUUUCGUCAUCAGCAUGGUGUUUAGGGAGAUGAAGAAACGUCUGCAACCCCGCUACCCAGCCGUCGCAUAUUUUCCAGAUCGCUUCCUCAUUGUCGUCUUGUCUGCUGUUUUGGCCUGGCAAUUGAGGUGGGAUGAAAUGGGCCUAGAGCUUCUUGGCAAAGUUGAACCUCCUUCUGGAAUGCCAUUCCAAUUUCGCUGGCCCUUCCAGAUAUCGCACAUGAAGCAUAUCCGCGAGGCCAUGGGCACCUCCUUCGUCAUCUCUCUGCUUGGCUUCUUCGAAUCGUCGGUUGCUGCUAAGAGCUUGGGUGGCGGGGACAAGGACGGACUCGAAGGCAUAGCGCUUAGUCCAAACCGUGAACUCAUUGCCCUGGGAGCUGCUAAUCUGGUAGGAUCGUGUUUCUGUGCACUUCCUGCUUUUGGUGGCUAUGGGAGAAGUAAGGUCAAUAAGAACACCGGAGGCAAGACACCUAUGAGCAGUGUUUUCCUAAGCCUGAUAUCCAUUUUCUCAAUUCUGUUUCUGCUACCCUGGUUCGCAUACUUACCUAAAGCCAUUCUAUCAUCUAUGAUCAGUGUAGUGGCAUGGUCACUCCUCGAAGAGAUUCCUCCUGACUUCAUGUUCUUUGUCAAGAUCAGAGGAUAUACUGAACUAGGCUUGAUGAUGAUCAUCUUUGCAUCAACUAUCUUCUAUGAUCUCAACAUGGGUAUAGCUAUAGGAGUAGGCCUAUCGCUCCUUGCUGUCAUUAGGCACAGCACUAGACCACGUAUUCAGAUUCUGGGAAGAAUACCAGGCACAAACAGGUUUGAGAAUGCGGAAGAUAAUCCGGAUAAACUCGAAUUCAUCGAAGGCUGCUUGAUCGUCAAGAUUCCUGAACCUUUGACGUUCGCCAACACCGGAGAUUUGAAGAAUCGUCUACGGCGACUCGAGCUAUAUGGCACAACAAGUGCUCACCCGGCUUUACCAAGAGUGCGGGCUCCAGAGCACAAUAAGAACAUCAUUUUCGAUAUUCAUGGCGUGACUGGGCUUGAUGGGUCUGGAACUCAAGUCCUCGAAGAGAUUAUACGUGGGUAUAGAGAGCGCGGGGUUCGUGUGUUCUUCACUCGUGGACCUGCGGAAGGAACUCCUAUUAUGGAGCUGUUUCGAAGAAGUGGAAUUCUCGAGGCGUGCGGGGGAAGAAGUCAUUUCGUCGCGGAUGUCGGGGAAGCUCUUCGAUUAACCGAGAUUGAAGAGGGUGGUGAAGAGUAUCCGAAUGCUGCUGGAGAUGAAGGCGGAGGGUAGAUCUCAUGUGUGUAUGAUGUGCUAGGUCCACCGUGUUGGUGACCUUAUUUGGAAAAGCCGGUGAACUUCUGAGCGGUGGUUGGAUGCGUGCAUUAGAAGGAGUUUGAAGGGCACUCGCAUGGUAAUGACAUUGUGCCAUGAAUUGGCACACACCAAAGUCACUGCUUCAUUGCACGAAUUGAUGAAUCGAGUCGACCUUCAUCACGUGUCGUGGAAGAUAUCAUCCGAAUGG
Mollisia scopiformis is the source of this 2945-nucleotide messenger RNA. RefSeq names its product putative sulfate transporter. The coding region runs from base 296 to 2713 and encodes 805 amino acids. Gene Ontology annotation, molecular function: sulfate transmembrane transporter activity. The transcript has 4 exons. The record is from RefSeq and is a predicted model, not a curated record. Gene Ontology annotation, biological process: transmembrane transport. Gene Ontology annotation, cellular component: membrane. Lineage: Eukaryota; Fungi; Ascomycota; Leotiomycetes; Helotiales; Mollisiaceae.